Molecule: messenger RNA, 1379 nt
Organism: Herpailurus yagouaroundi (jaguarundi)
Lineage: Eukaryota; Metazoa; Chordata; Mammalia; Carnivora; Felidae
Gene: TFAM
Product: transcription factor A, mitochondrial
Exons: 7
Coding region: 356-1096 (246 amino acids)
Biological process (GO): regulation of transcription by RNA polymerase II
Source: RefSeq, a predicted model, not a curated record
GAACCGAAUGCGGAGGAGAGGGCUGGGGGCAGAGGUGGGCUCAGCUGCGCCUCCUCUAGGCCAGGGCCCUCCGCAGGCAAGCCGGGCUGCGGUUUCCUUCUUCGCCCCCGAGCCCUCCUGCUUUGCAGCUCCACCCACCGGGAAGCUACUACAGCGCCUGCGUCAAUUCUGCCCUGCCUAGUUCCCCGGCUACUGACCGGAUGUUAGCCGAUUUCCCAUAGUGCCUUGCGAGUGGCGGGCAUGAGAGUAAACUACAGAGGGUCACCAGCGGGUUCUGUUCGUCAUUGUUGGAGUUCUGUUGUGCCGCGGGGGUGUAGGAGGGUGGCGCCUGGUCGCUGCCUCGUAAGUUGGUGCAAUGGCGCUUUUCCGGGGCGUGUGGAGCGUGCUGAGUGCACUGGGAAAGUCCGGAGCGGACCUCUGCGCGGGCUGUGGAAGUCGACUGCGCUCUCCCUUCAGUUUUGCAUAUGUACCGAGAUGUUUUUCAUCCACCGUGAAUAGUUAUCCAAAGAAGCCUCUGACUUCAUACGUUCGAUUUUCUAAAGAACAGCUACCCAUAUUUAAAGCUCAGAACCCAGAUGCGAAAAAUUCAGAACUAAUUAGAAAAAUUGCCCAGCUAUGGAGGGAACUUCCUGAUUCAGAGAAAAAAAUAUAUGAAGAUGCUUACAGGGCAGACUGGCAGGCAUACAAAGAAGAGAUAAACAGAAUUCAAGAACAGUUAACUCCAAGUCAGAUUGUAUCUUUGGAAAAAGAAAUCCAGCAAAAACGUUUAAAAAAGAAAGCAUUAAUAAAAAAGAGAGAGUUAACAAUGCUUGGAAAACCGAAAAGACCUCGCUCAGCUUACAACAUUUAUAUAGCUGAAAGGUUCCAGGAACAUAAGGAUGGUACAUCACAGGUAAAGCUGAAGACUAUAAAUGAAAACUGGAAGAAUCUCUCCAGUUCUCAAAAGCAAGUGUAUAUUCAACUUGCUAAUGAUGAUAAAAUUCGUUAUUAUAAUGAAAUGAAAUCUUGGGAAGAACAGAUGCUUGAAGUUGGACGAAAUGAUCUUCUGCGUCGCACAGUAAAGCACCAAGCAAAAAAUGGCAUUGAAGAGUAUUAAAAUAGAAGAUUGAGUUAUGUUCAUAAUGGAUAGACACAAGAAACCAAUUAGGUCUCCAUAUCUGAUGCUGUUGAAAAUUAGAAAGGAUAAAGUUGGUGAACAUUUUAUAUUUAAUUCCUUUUUCUUUAGCCCAUGGACUUCUGCCAGUUCAAUACAUUUUGUAUUAGUAUCUUGCUUUGGAAAACCCAAACAGAUAAAAAGUUCAUGUGAAAUUUACUUUGUGUUAAGGAACUACUGAGAAUCACAAUAAUCCAUGAAAUGCAGUAAAUCAUUUUACCUUUGA